This is a messenger RNA of Aspergillus clavatus NRRL 1, 2316 nucleotides long. RefSeq lists its product as uncharacterized. Lineage: Eukaryota; Fungi; Ascomycota; Eurotiomycetes; Eurotiales; Aspergillaceae. The record is from RefSeq and is a predicted model, not a curated record. Gene Ontology annotation, biological process: mitochondrion organization. The transcript has a single exon. Gene Ontology annotation, molecular function: zinc ion binding. The coding region runs from base 1 to 2316 and encodes 771 amino acids. Gene Ontology annotation, cellular component: mitochondrion.
AUGGACGGCCCCCCGCCGCCCCCACCGCCGCACGGCGAAAAUCCGAAUACCACCCACGGCUUCAAGAAGUCGUCCGGCCUCCCAGAGGGGAACUAUGAUAUCUUCAUCAUCCCGCCGCACUCCUCGGGCUCCGGGUUCUUAUACCUGCCGUCUCUGCAGGGGAACCGCAACAGCUUCCUGGCCGGUGCCGCGUCCGCGCUCGUGGCCGUCUACGUCUGGCAGGCGCUGUCGCCGAUUAUAAAGACAUGGUAUCUUGCCACGGCCGCCAACGGCGGCGGAAUGGGCAUUGCGGUGCUGGCAAGCGUGGUCGGUAUUGCGGGAUGGGGAUUCGGCGCAUACCAAGCGCACGUGAAAGGUUCCAACCGAGACUCCGCCGGAGGCUCGCGACCCAACCAGUCCAGACCGGGUGGUCCUGGCUUUGGAGGGCCCGGAGGCGCCGGCGGAGCUCACCACCAGUCCUCGGGGGCUGGUCCGGAGUACCCGCGGGGCUCUAAUUUCGGCGGGCCCAACCCCGGGCCCCAGGGGGCCUAUGGCGGCGACUACGGCGGAGGUGGGCCGGGCCCGGGAGGUCCAUAUCCUGGAAAUCAGUAUGGCGCUGGCGCUCCGCCGCCGAAUGCUGGUCCUUCGCCGCGUGCUGGCGCUCCGCCGCCCAACACUGGGCCGCCACCGCAUGCGCGUCCUCCUCGACCGGAACCAGAGCCAGAGCCAGAACCUGCAAAGCCAGAACCGGCUUCUACAAAGAGCAAAGCCGACAAUAAGAGCAACGAAGAGUGGGAGCGAGCCCGGGAGGAAACGAGACGCAAGGAGGAACUGCGUCGGAAGAUGGACGAACUCAGACGAAAAAGGGAAGCGGAGGCGCGCGAGAAACAGCAACAGCGCGAGCGGGAGGCCAUGGAGCGGGAACUCAGGGAGCGUAGAGAGCAGCUGGAGAGGGAACUGGCCGCAGCCAAGGAGAAGGCCGAACGGGAGGCGCGGGAGCGAGCCGAGAGAGAGGCGGCAGAAGCCCGAGCUAAGAUCGAGCGCGAGCUGGCCGAAGCAAAAGCCAAGGCGGAGCGAGAAGCAGCUGAGGCCAAGGCCAAGGCGGAGAAAGAGGCCGCGGAAGCCCAGGCGAAGGCCAAAGCGGAGCGCGAAGCGGCGGAAGCGCGAGCACGAGCCGAAAGACUGGCUACUCUGGCAAAGGAGCGUGAAGCGCGACUGAAGGCCAAGGCUGAAAAGGAGGCUGCAGAAGCAAAGGCCAAGGCCGAGGCGGCGGAGAAGGAGGCUGCCGCGAAGGCCGCCGCGAAGAAAGAGGCCGACGCCAAAUUCGCGGCCCUCAAGGAAGCCGCCGCGAAGAAGUAUGCAGAGAAAAAGGCCCGAGACGCCCAGGAAGCCGCCGCCAAGGAGGCUGCGGCAAAGGAGGCCGCUGCCAAAGAGGCGGCCGCCGCGCAGGAGACAGCCUCCUCAACAGCCUCAACUUACAAGUCCGCGACCUCGACGCCUCCUCCCCGAGCGCCAUCACCGAAGAAGCCAGCCGGUCCGGCCAGUGCCCGAACAGCAACAGCAUCGACGACCACCGCGGACCAGGAGGAUGCAUAUUCCUUUCGGCCCUACGAUCGGCCGCGCCGGCCGUACGGCGGCACCUCAGGCUCCUCGGUCUAUUCCGAAUCCUCCUACGCGCCGUCCCAGUCGACGGCCCGGACCACCCCACCACCUUCGACUCGGGGCGCUUACUCCACCAAGGACCCUGACAAGAUUGUCAUCCAGGGCGUGUACGCCUUCAACAACGCUUUUAUGAAAAGCCCCGUGGCCCAGUUGGUGUCUGGGCAAGGGAUGGUGACGGACGGCCUGGUGCUCCGCAUCACCACCGAGGGGCUCUUCAUUGACGACGACGUGCGAGGCGUCCCCCAACGGGAGUGGGACGUCAAGGCAUGGACCAUGAAACUGGUCGAGGUGUGGUGCCCUCAGUUUGCCGCGACGGCGCAAGGCCGCCAGAAUCCCCCCAAGGCGGCCAAUGCAUUCUUUCGGCGGAACACGAACGAACCAACGCCGGAGGAGUCGGAUGCGUAUCUCGUGAACCUACUCAAGGUGUGCAAGAACAAGUGCCGGCUCGCGUCGCCCGACGCGGCAGAGCCGAAAGGGCUGCACGUUCUCCGGGCGAGCAUUCGCGACCAGGAAGGUCGGCGUUACGUCUUCGUGCUGCAAGAGACCGAGGGGUGGAAGGUCGCGAUGGGACUGCAGCGGCUGCGCAAGGGCACGCAGAUCAGAGCCCUGGGCGCGUUGAGCAUGGCCGGAACUGAAUGCCGGACACUGCUGAAGAACCUUGGUCAUAUUGUGUGA